Molecule: messenger RNA, 1207 nt
Organism: Tricharina praecox
Lineage: Eukaryota; Fungi; Ascomycota; Pezizomycetes; Pezizales; Pyronemataceae
Product: Gtr1/RagA G protein conserved region-domain-containing protein
Exons: 4
Coding region: 1-864 (287 amino acids)
Biological process (GO): regulation of autophagy; cellular response to starvation; positive regulation of TOR signaling
Cellular component (GO): Gtr1-Gtr2 GTPase complex; nucleus; fungal-type vacuole membrane
Molecular function (GO): GTP binding; GTPase activity
Source: RefSeq, a predicted model, not a curated record
AUGCCGCCUACAGAAACGCUGUUUUUGGAGUCCACUACCCGCAUUCAGAAGGACCCUAUCAGCUCGUUCAUGGAUUUUCAAGUAUGGGACUUCCCCGGCCAGCUUAACCCUCUGGACGACACGUUCGACUUCGACAACAUCUUUGGCGAGCUUGGAGCUUUAAUCUGGGUCAUUGAUGCGCAGGAUGAGAUUCUGGACCCUCUAUCCCGUUUGCAUUCCACCAUUAUUGCGCUACAGAGGUCAUAUCCUAUGGUCAACAUCGAGGUGUUCAUCCACAAGGUUGACGGCUUGUCGGACGAAUACAAACUGGACACGCAACGGGAUAUCAUGCAGAGGACCCAAGACGAGCUAGAGGAUGGUGGUUACGAUAACGUCCAGAUCUCGUACCACCUCACCAGCAUCUACGACCACAGCAUAUUCGAAGCGUUUUCGAAAGUCAUCCAGAAGCUCCUGCCGCAAUUGGGCACACUUGAGAACUUGCUCAACGUCCUGUGCAGUAACUCGGGCAUCGAGAAGGCGUUCCUUUUCGAUGUUCUCAGCAAGAUCUACAUCGCUACGGAUUCUAGCCCAGUCGACGUGCAGAGCUAUGAGAUAUGCAGCGAUUUCAUCGACGUCAUAGUUGACGUCUCGGAAAUUUAUGGGGUCCUAGACGAGACGGAAGAGCAAAUUCCCGAAGUCAGCAGUGUGAUCAGACUGCAGAACGGAAUGGUCUUGUACCUGCGGGAAAUCAACAAAUUCCUCGCAUUGAUCUGUCUCAUGCGCAAGGAGGGCAUCGAAAAGCAGGGACUGGUCGAUUACAACGUGCAGAUAUUCCAGACGGCGCUGCAAAAGGUUUUCGAGCUUGGCGGGACAGGUGUCAGAUAGAUAGAAGAAAGUGUCGUGGCUGUCGUCGUUGUCGUCGAAACAUGGGCGCUUGGGGGCGUUAUAUCCUUAUACCUUCGUUACUCUCGUUCGUUCGUUCGAUGUUGGUUUGGUUUUUUAUUCGGUUUUAUGCGAUGAUAAAUUCUUUGAGGUUGGAACUUGGAACAGGAUCGUAGGGAGGGUUUAAUGGGCUUGUAAUGGCUUGCGAUCUUGAGAUGUUUCUAGAUAGUCUACCUAGACCUACAUGCUUGAAGUCGGAAAUAUAGAUUGGAUGUUGAAUGAAUGAAUCCGCCUGAGAAGCUGAGGUGUCUGCACGAUGUUUGCCCCAUGUACCUGACUAGGUGCG